AUAUAAAGAGAGCCACACAAAGUUUCAUCGAUGACAUGUAUGAAUACAUACCAAUAAAUCCAUCAAAACAUGCUUCUUAGCACCUGCUCAAAACCAUGUAUAGCAUUAAUCCUCGUCAGUGAAUUCUCCCAUGCUCUCUUCGUAAAUCUGCAACUACUAUCUUAUGCCAAUACCCACUUAGAGCAAAAUGAUAACGGGAGCGUAUUCAUCUUCAGGCACUCUUACAGUCACUAAUAUAAAAUCCUACAUUUCAUUUUAUACGCACAGAAAAAACAACACCAACAAGAACACUAAAUAUAUCAGAGUCUGUGCUACUCCACCAUUUAGCAUCCCCUCUGAGAAAAACAAGAAGAAGAAACAAGUCAAUAGAUUUUGGCAGAUUGUAAAGAAGGACAGUGAAUUUGUACAGAAGGGAAUUCACUGGACUAGAGAAGUUGGGCUUCCUGUAUUGGCUAAGAGGAUCGAGGGCAUCUUUUUGCUCAGGAAUUGGGAAGACCCAGAUGCAAAACUACUGCCUCCCCUGCCUUGGUCUAAACCCCACUAUCCAGAAUUAACAGGUACAGACUUGCUAGCAGCUGAUGUUAAAUCUUUGAAAGAGUACAUUGAUUAUUUACGGGGUUCAUUAGAUAUGUGGCGCAUUCCGUUGCAGGAGUCCUAUGACCCAGAUCAGAUAGCCGCUUAUUUCAACUGCAGGCCCCAUGUAUUGGCUUCCAGGAUUCUUGAGGUAUCUGUGGCCUUUGCAUCUGUGAUUAUAAAAGAAAAAUCUGAGAAGGCACUUAAAUUAACUAGGUCUUUCUCAAACAGAAAAACAAAUGAAAUUCAGUCUGAGUACUUCACUGGAGAAAUUCUCAAAGAAACAAUGCUAAAGCUUGGACCAACUUUUGUAAAAGUUGGCCAGUCUAUUUCUACAAGGCCAGAUUUAGUAGGUCAGGCAAUUGGCAAGGUCCUAGCAGAGUUGCAGGAUCGAUUGCCUCCUUUCCCAACAGCAGAAGCCAGACAGAUUAUUGAGGAAGAAUUAGGUUGCAAGGUUGAUGAGGUUUUUAGUUCUCUCUCCAAAGAUCCUGUAGCAGCUGCAUCAUUUGGCCAGGUGUAUCGAGGAUGUACAAUAGAAGGUGAGGAUGUUGCAGUUAAAGUACAACGUCCCAAUGCCUUAUAUAAUGUUGCGCGUGAUAUCUACAUUCUCCGACUUCUUGUAAAAAAUCAGUCACCUCUUACAGCCAUAUCAAAGGAACAAGAAUGUGAUUCAGGGACUAUGAAAGUUAAACAAGUGAUCAAAGAAAUUAAUGACCUCCAAAGGGACUGUGAUUUGGAGCCAACCUACCUUUUGAGACAUGAAGGAGGACUCGAGAAUGAUGAAGAAUUUCUCAGUGACUACAACAGCUCUACUAUCACAGAGAUUCAACAUGAUGAUAGCACUUGGGAAGAGCAUCAUGAGUGCAAUUCUGUUGGGCUUGAUAAUGAGAAUGGAAAGAUAUGGAAUCUGAGUGACUGUUUGGGAUUCCUAAUGGAUCAAGCAGUUGAAUUUCAUGUUGAUGGCAUUGUGAGGAAAAGGGAAUAG
Messenger RNA from Cryptomeria japonica (Japanese cedar), 1558 nucleotides. RefSeq lists its product as uncharacterized. NCBI's taxonomy places the organism in Eukaryota, Viridiplantae, Streptophyta, Pinopsida, Cupressales, Cupressaceae. The coding region runs from base 188 to 1558 and encodes 456 amino acids. The record is from RefSeq and is a predicted model, not a curated record. The transcript is spliced from 9 exons.